AUAGCACUUCCGUUUUAGUUAGUGAAUAAACAUGGCUCCUACGGUGGCUGUCAUCUACUGUCUCACGCUUGCUUUGACAGUUUUGAACGUCGAUUCCGCAUCUAAUUAUUAUGGAUCCGCAAAGGUUGAGAGCUGCGGCGGUUGCACUCUGAACCGGCUUCCAGACGUAAAGGACUUUGUCUACAAAGAUGUACCCACUUACGAUAACGUCGAAUUUAAACAUAUUCGUGGUGCAGAGCCAGAACUUGUGCUCUUUGAUCACAAUAAUGAGGAAAUAGAAAGGUUACCACUGUCCCAAUUAACCAGGGAAGAAUGCAAUAACUUAUUAACUUCUAAAGGUUUUACCAGAAAGCCAGUAAAGGAUGAGAUAUAGAGUAUAAAAUCAAGAAUGCAUUUAGUGUUAGAAUAACUAUGAAUUUUGGGAAUUCUUUUAUAGGGCUUAGUAAGGAAUCGAAUGGUACUUUUGUAAGCAUGUUUCUAUUACGUGUUUUUACGUUUAUUUGUAUAUAGAUAUAAGCAUUCUGUGAAUCACUUGUUGCGCAAGGUCUGUCAAUGUUGUAAGGUACAUUACCGUCUCCGUUGAUCUCACGAUAUGAUUUCGAAUUAUAUCACAUAAUGUGAGAAACGCACAAUCGUAUCCAGUCUGAUUUACUUUCGAUAUAUACAUAUAUGUUGUUUUCAGUCAAUACGUUUGUAUAUGCGUCCGAAUGGCGCGUAAAAAUAUGUACUAGAUUCCAAGUCUGUUGACAACCCUGCAUUAAAUAGAUGUUUCCUCGUUACGGGAACUCACGAACGUGGCUACGAUAGUUCUAUUGUAUUAUAUGUCUCGACGAAUGGCGAUAAGAGAGAAAGUCAGAUAUCAAAUGUAGUAUUUAGGUCAUAGAUGUAUAGUUCAUGGUUGUAUACAUAUUUUCGUUCGGACGCAAACGCUGAAAUAGGUAAAGAAAUAACGAGAGAGAGUUCUCCAUGGAAAUCCUGGAUGAAAUUUUACCAACCAACAAUUAGUUAGCACAACAGGGCCUGGUACAAUUGCAACUUAUUAUGUAGGGUACCUUCUGUUUAUUCGAUUUAUUUAUUCUAUGUUCUUCACUUAUGGUCUCUAAUAAAAAUAUGAAUUAAAGAUUUGAA
This is a messenger RNA of Megalopta genalis, 1128 nucleotides long. RefSeq names its product selenoprotein M. Gene Ontology annotation, cellular component: endoplasmic reticulum lumen. Gene Ontology annotation, molecular function: oxidoreductase activity. The record is from RefSeq and is a predicted model, not a curated record. NCBI's taxonomy places the organism in Eukaryota, Metazoa, Arthropoda, Insecta, Hymenoptera, Halictidae.